AUGCAGAGGAAUAUCUCCUCCUCAGCAGGGGACAGACAUUCACCUGACCGCAGCCACAGGUGGGAACAGACUCCCCUGGUGUUCCCCUACCAGGAAAAGCCAACUCUCCACUCACCAGGUCUGGCACCAAAGAAGACAGCUGUUACUGAGGGCCCAUCAUUAUCAGGACAGCUUGGGGCUGGCCAAGGGAAGAAGAUAGGUCAUCGUGGAGUUGAUGCUUCUGGCGAAACCACCUACAAAAAGACUACUUCAUCCACUCUGAAAGGGGCCAUCCAGCUAGGGAUUGGAUACACAGUGGGGAACCUGAGCUCCAAGCCUGAAAGAGAUGUUCUGAUGCAAGAUUUUUAUGUGGUGGAGAGUAUUUUCUUCCCCAGCGAAGGAAGUAACCUUACUCCAGCUCAUCAUUACCCUGACUUCAGGUUCAAAACCUAUGCACCUGUGGCUUUUCGGUACUUCCGAGAGCUAUUUGGCAUUCGUCCAGAUGAUUAUUUGUAUUCAUUAUGUAACGAGCCUCUGAUUGAGCUAUCAAACCCUGGUGCCAGUGGCUCGCUCUUCUAUGUCACAAGCGAUGAUGAGUUCAUCAUAAAAACUGUGAUGCACAAGGAAGCGGAAUUCUUGCAGAAGCUUCUUCCUGGUUACUACAUGAACCUGAACCAGAAUCCACGGACCCUGCUGCCAAAGUUCUAUGGACUGUACUGUGUUCAGUCAGGGGGGAAGAACAUUCGGGUAGCAGUGAUGAACAACAUCCUGCCCCGAGUAGUGAAAAUGCACCUAAAAUUUGACCUGAAAGGUUCUACCUACAAACGCCGGGCAUCCAAGAAGGAGAAAGAGAAGUCCAGCCCCACAUACAAAGACCUGGACUUCAUACAGGACAUGCCUGAGGGGCUAAUGCUGGAUGCAGACACCUUCAGUGCACUGGUGAAAACACUGCAGCGAGACUGUCUGGUGUUGGAAAGUUUUAAAAUCAUGGACUACAGCCUGCUGCUCGGUGUGCAUAACAUAGACCAGCAAGAACGGGAGCGGCAAUCUGAGGGAGCCCAGAGCACGUCUGAUGAGAAACGUCCUGUUGGGCAGAAGGCACUUUACUCCACCGCCAUGGAGUCCAUCCAGGGUGGGGCUGCCCGGGGGGAGUCCAUAGAUACAGAUGACACAAUGGGAGGAAUCCCAGCUGUGAAUGGCAAAGGAGAGCGCCUUCUGCUGCAUGUAGGAAUAAUAGAUAUCCUUCAGUCAUACAGGUUCAUCAAGAAGCUAGAACACACCUGGAAGGCCCUUGUCCAUGAUGGGGACACUGUAUCAGUACACAGACCCAGCUUUUAUGCAGAGAGAUUUUUCAAAUUCAUGACCAACACAGUGUUUCGAAAGAAUUCCUCUCUAAAAUCAUCCCCGUCUAAGAAAGGACGUAGUGCCUUGUUAGCUGUCAGGACGCCUGGUCCAACAGCUGCAUUUUCAGCUAGCCAGCUCCCCUCGGAAAAGGAUGACGCCCAGUAUGAUCUACGUGCUGCCAGAAGUUACCCUACUCUAGAUGAUGAAGCAGGCAGGCCAGACCUGCUUCCCUGCACUCCUCCUUCAUUUGAAGAAGCUACCACAGCCUCCAUAGCAACAACGCUCUCUUCAACUUCUCUCUCUGUUCCUGAGCGGUCUCCCUCUGAGACCUCUGACCAGCCCAGGUACAGGAGGCGCACGCACUCCUCAGGGCAGGAUGGCAGGUCACAUGAGGAAGAUCGGGUUGAAGAAGAGCUCCAGCAGAUAAAUGUAGAACUAGAGACAAAGUGUGACGUUGAGAUUGUGGCUCCGGAAGAAGAUAAAGGGGAGGCAGCUUCUUUAGCCUGUGCCAUUGUAACAUCCACGGCUACAAUAGAGGUGGAAACGGCCAGUCAGGCCUCAGAACCAGCCAGCCAGGCUUCGGAUGAAGAUGAUGUGCCAGUCACAGACAUAUACUUUCCUACAGAUGAGAGGAGUUGGGUUUACUCCCCCCUCCACUAUAGCACUCAAGUCCACUCUGUCUCUGAUGAGGAAAGCGAUACAUAAUCACUAUGCAGACACUGAAGACUCAGAGACCAGCGUUUCCCUCUGCAGGUUGAUGUGUUCCCUUUUCGUUGAUGCAGCCGUUCCAGUGGGAUGGGGAAGAGCUUGCUGACACCAGUAUUGCUGCACUGCAGGAUCCCUGGCACUGCAUUUCAGAAUGGAGCGCAACUCUAAACAUGUAUUUAUAUCUAUCCAAGAUGUGGACAGCAAAGAAACCUCCUGCUCAGGGCUCCCAAAGGAGACUUUCAGCUGGGUGGUGAGAAUCCUGGGUAGUAACAGUGUUUCCAAAUGUGCACUACUGUAGCUACCUACCUGUGUGUGAUACUGUGAACCUUUUUAAUUUUGUAAUCAUGUAUUUAUUUUAUCUUUGCACAGACACAGCACAAACGUGCUUUUUUAAAAGUUUAGUUUACUGCACUUUUUUUGGUUGUCAUAUUUAUGUGCUUCAUAAACGGUGUGAAACCUCACUGGAGGUGGCAAGAGGGCAGAUCUUCACUGGGGAGGGCACAACAGGAAUAGCUCCAUGACUGAGGCAGCAGUGUGGUCUAACCCCAGACAGCAGGACUGAGAAUCAAGGGGGCCAGAGUCCUACCCAGACUCUCGCUGAUUUGUUGUGUGACCUAGGUAAGUCACUUAACCACUCUGUGCCUCAGUUUCCCCGUGUAUGAAUGGGAAUAAUAUCUACUUUAAUUAAAGCACUUAGACCCUUGGAUGAAAGGUGCUAUAUAAAUGCAGUGUAUUUAAAUGCUAUUCAGUAGAAUUGUUCCUAUACUAAAGCACUCCAAACUAGACAUGCUAUUUUUAUCUCAAUUUUUGAAACAGUUAGUGAUGGCUACAGUUAAUUUGUAAAUCUGUAUGGAAAGCAAAGAAAUGUGGCACUAGUGAGGUGGUCACCUUGGCUCUCCUCUGACAGGGAUGCUGCUUUCACCAUAUGCUCUAUGUUGGGCUGGAGAUCCAUCCUACCCUUCAUACGUGGUCUGCUCUCUCCUCUUAUCAGCUGACAUACGGAUGUUCCCAACAGACUGCUGUCCAUGCAGGUUGGUGAGUGGGCAUAGAAAGAUGAGAACUGUGCACAUCUCCACAGACUUUCUGCCUCAAAAAGAGUUCCAAAGCCCCCUUCACCCACUUCUGGUGUAAUAUGUGCUGCAUUCUACUGAAAUCACUUAGCACUUGGCGCAUUCAUAGCUGUAUCUUUUGAUGGAUAAGCAAGGGGCACAGAACACGAGGUUAACAGGUGUCUGCCCCUUCCAUUCUCCUCUCCUGCCCCUCUGCCCCCUCAUGCCCCAAACAGGCUGGUGAAGGAGACAUGCAUGCACGCACAUACACCCUGCAUGUUAAAGGCAGUAUCAGAAGCCCAGUUGUUGGCUCCUGUCUGUGCUGGAGAGUAUGACACAUGCUACUGUACAUGCAGUCAUGGAGAGCCAGAUGGGGAAUAUAGCACCCGGGCCUCUGCUGUGGACAGCUUGUUCUUUUGAGGCCUGCAAGCUUUGGAUGAGACAGACAAAAUGUGGCUCUGCUUUGCCAUGAAAGAGCAUGAAGCAGUGUUCUGCUUAAGCUCAUCCUUGUGGUAGCAGGAUGCAAUAAUGUUGGGUCCAGACUUCUCUAGCAAUCCUAUCUAGCAAUGGAAGCUUAGAAACAGAGGGUUGGAUCUUGCUUGUGCCCUCCAUUGUGUUUGGUGGAAAGAGGAUUAAGGGUUGCUUUUUAAUGCUGUUCUCUAGCUUCCCCCACAAAAGCAGUGGGUUGGGGAGGGGAGGAGGAAAGACCCCAAUCUGGAGGUUUUAGAUGCAAAGAGCUGAUGAAUUAGUAUCACAGUCUGUCCGGUUUGUGAAGGACAUCAGCACUCAGGGCUGUCUUUUUAAAUUCAGGUUCCAGAAAGCAGGUUGGCUGGGUAGGAGCAUUAGAAGCUUUCCCCAAGCGGGUACCAAAGUGCUAAGGGUCUUCAUCAACUGACUUCUUUAUCUUCCUGCUAUUAAAAGAUAUAGAGCCCAAAUUUCUUAUCCUUCCCACACAGAGACUGAAGACUUGUUAAGCGUGUAGUGCUCCAGGGCAGGGCAGGUUUCUCAGAGCUGGUUAUUGUUUGAUGUCUUGUAUUUAUUAAUUUAGAAUAUUCUUUUUUAAUGCUUUUUUGUUGUUGUUAAAGGAAACACUCUUCUCUUAAUAGCAGCCCUUAAAAUAUGCUGCCAUUACAUGUACCAUUCAGGUAGCAAAUCACAUUGCUCCAUUAGGGCCCUUUCUCUGACAAGUUCACAAAGGCUUUAUCAGUCACAGUCAGUCCUGUCUCACAUUAAGCACUGUUUUACUAUUUGAACUUUCCCAUUUGUCGGUGGUAUUUUUGUAGGGCUCGGUACAGGCUCGCCUGGUGGCUGACUCUCCGAAGGAGUUUGGGGGAGGGGUUUUGGGGAAGUGUGCAAUAUAUGUCGAUUUAACGUACCGUGGAGUGCUGAAGACGAGGUUGGAAAAAUCAGGCUAGAAGUUUAACCUGGUUUUGAAAAGUGCUGAGCAGCCACAAUUCCACACAAGGUUAACGGGAGCUCUGACGGCCCAGAUCCUUCUUUCUCAUAUUAAAGAAAUUAGCCUUGAGGAGUAACUUUGAAGACAGGCCAGGACCACCUCUGAAUAGCAUUCCAGAACUUGAAAGAUAAUGUGCCUUCCCUUUGGUUAAUCAGAUUUUUAGCAUCAGUAGAUCUUUUAAAGAAUAGACUGAGUAAAGUUUGGCACCUCUGAUUGACCAAGGCUCAAGAGCAAGACUUUAUUCCCGGAGAUACACAGAUUAAUAGUCUGUGCAUCUCCAGCAAAAAACAAUAACUCUACCAACCCCCUCGCUCCAAAACGCCAACAAAAAUACAACAAUCUUUUCCCCAGUGCAGGCGGAAGGCAGGGAGAAGUUGGUCAGUCAUAGAAAUCAUGUUGUCCUGUUCAAUCCUUCACUCAAAAGCAUUGCACGAUCGUGUGUAUUGUACAGUUGUGUCCACAACAAGUUGCCCUAGCUGAACUCCCAUUUCCAUUACUGGAGAGGCUCCCUGUGCAGUGUGAAAGAUUGAAACUCUCCUUUUCCAUCUUUUGGACUAGAGUAUUUCCACCCUGUGUGGACUUCAGGAUGGCAGCUUUGUGCAGUUUACUAAUCCAGUAAGUGGCUUUUCUUAGGGGCUCUCUAUUUCUUUCUUUGAGGCUCCCUUGCAUCAGAGGGGUGUUUGUUCCAACCUAUUUGUUCACUACCUUGAAACGGAGCUUUGUCUAUCUCCGUUGGUCCUCUGAAUUAUCUUAAAGAAGCCCAGCUACCUUUAUGUAGUUCUGUUUAGGAUUUUCUUUAAUUUACAGCUCUGCAGCUGAUGGUUUGUUUAUACAGCUUCACCUGCGUGAAGGUCUAGAUUGCUUGAUAUCUGCCAGAGAAGGCAGCUUCUUCAUGUCUCCUUGAAAUAUUAAAUAAACACCCCAACUGCAAUCCAGUGAAUCUAGACUUCAAAGCAGCUUUGUUCAUCACUGCUGUCCAUCAUCUCCAGCCCUUCAUCUUGUAUCUCUCAGCCCUGCUUAAAGAGCCUGGUGUGGGGGUAGAGGGGGUAUUGCCUUCUGGUAAGAUUAUUUCUGAAGUCUGAGGUACAGGAUUAUGAAGGGAACAUGUUAUGUUAGACUCCAGGGGCCUGGAGCCAGGCAGUGAAGUGCGAUUCUGACUCUACAGAGAAAUGCCGACUGUGAACUCGCAAGGUGCAGGUCCAUGGAGUGGCCUGUGAUCUUGGAAUCUGGACUUGUUACUUGGCAGAAAUGAACACUAGGAGUUAUUCGGUCACAAAUGAUCUGAACUUUUCUAAUUGAGAAUCACUACUAAGGGAAUCCUCAGUUUGAAUGACAAGAUGAACCAACUAAACCCAGAGUGGGCUAUUUCGCAGCUGGGAGUUGUACCAGGCAAGCCCACCUGUCUCCAGAGGUGACCACAGCAACUUCUUUUACACAGCAGAAUCCAGCUGUGGGCACUUCAUCGUUUAAAAAAAACCCAACUGCAAACACUGCUGCUCCAGAGGGACUUUGUCCAAGUCUUUGAAAUGAAAGCCCCAAGAUUCUGGUGAAAGAACGUGGGAUCCUCAGCUGUAUUCUCUACUGCAGCUAACUCUUCAGCACACUAAUAUUUGGGUUGUCUUUCCCCCUGUCCAGUAGCAUCUAGCUAAGCAAGCUGAAAUUGCACUUCUGGAGGCCUUCCUUGAAGCCACAAAAAGAUGAAGAAUCUUGGCACUGAAGCUGGCAUGGCUGUGGUACGUGGCAGGGGCACCUGUGUUGUCAGGAGCUCUCUGCUUGCAUUGUCCCACUCCUCCUCAGACAGUUGGCCCCUGAAACAUUGCUCUGUCCACUCCUCCAAGUAGCUAGAACCAGCCAUAGUAUUUGUUUCUUCACACUCCCACCCAGCAUCACUGCCCUGUUUAUAAACAGAAAGGCAAAUGAGAUGGCUCAGGCUUAUUGGAUCAUGUCUGAUUUCUUUGAAGUCUACAUUAGACCCAAGUAUAUUGUUAUAUCUGAUGUUCAUAUUACAAGGUCAUUUUUUAUGUAUGCUCCGUAUGUGUGCAUCAUGUAAAGAAUGUAUGUAAGUAGGGUAUUUUGGGGAGGUGGGGGGGUUCUUUGGUGGAAAAUAUGAUGAGUCCAUGGAUAUUGUCAUGUUUUUAUUUUUCUGUUUGUUUUCUAAGUCAUGAAUGCUUUUUUGGAAAUCUUUUAUCAGAGAACUGUAAAUCAAUGCUAAUUGUUCCUAGGCUAUGUGAUAAAGCAUAUUGUAGUCUUUGAUGUAAACCCAAGAGGCAAACAAUUUAUAAUGUCUAGUGAAUUAAUUGCCUUACCCAAAACCCAAUGGGAAUGGUUCCUAAAAUAUUUUUCCCAUUUUAGUGUAAAAAAAUAAAAUAAAACAAAAACAAAAAAAAAAUCCUGUAAAUACUCUAAGCGUGAGAUUGCACCCUGUUUUGUCUAUGAUGGCUGCUAUUGCUAAGAAAGUGGAUACUAUUUGAACUAUUGUACUGUAUUAAAACAAAGGCAUUUUGUGAGACAGUUUAGAUGCAAUGUUCUCCUCUUGGAAUCAUGAACUUAGCUCAAAUGCAAUACUCUUGUCAAUAGUGGAGUCCUCUCAUCAAACUGUUGGUGAUUUUUGUUUCCUAGACUCCAUAAUCUGUGCUCAUUCUUGAUUUUUCUCUCUCUCUCCUUCCCUCUGUAUAUGAAAUUUCUAUGACUUCUAGUUUUGUUUAGACUGGAGUUAAUUGGCCGUUGACAUGAACUAGCUAAUGUCUGUAAGUACUCCCAAGUGUUUGUUUCCUGGAAUGAAAACUUGGACUGUGACCACUGACCUUUGCAAGCAUGUGGUCUAACUCCAGCAAACCAAUUUCCAGUUAACGCAAGUUAAAUGCUGGACAAAACCCUUUCUUUUUUUGUUUUUAAAUGGUAUCAAGUCAUAUUUCUGUUCUGUUUUACUCUGUGAUUUAUGAAACUGUGUAUGUCCCUUAACUCUUUAGGAGGCUUCCACUAGACACUUUUUUUCUGAUACUUUUGACAAUCUCUAAGCUUGGGUUCCUUUUUUAGAGGGGACUGCACCUCUGAAUCCAGAGCUGUGGAAUUUCUGUAUAAACCAUACAACUACUGCUGACACGAACUAAUGACACUUGUAUGCAACAUCCUCCUCAUUUCUGCUUCCCCUUCUGCCCUUCCCUUUAUUUUUUGGAAAGGAUCUCUAAUAAAUAGGUUAUU
Messenger RNA from Alligator sinensis (Chinese alligator), 7737 nucleotides. RefSeq names its product phosphatidylinositol-4-phosphate 5-kinase type 1 gamma (gene PIP5K1C). The transcript is spliced from 19 exons. The coding region runs from base 1 to 2028 and encodes 675 amino acids. Gene Ontology annotation, biological process: phosphatidylinositol metabolic process. The record is from RefSeq and is a predicted model, not a curated record. Lineage: Eukaryota; Metazoa; Chordata; Crocodylia; Alligatoridae. Gene Ontology annotation, molecular function: phosphatidylinositol kinase activity.